Molecule: messenger RNA, 723 nt
Organism: Colletotrichum tamarilloi
Lineage: Eukaryota; Fungi; Ascomycota; Sordariomycetes; Glomerellales; Glomerellaceae
Exons: 2
Coding region: 1-723 (240 amino acids)
Biological process (GO): proteolysis
Molecular function (GO): serine-type endopeptidase activity
Source: RefSeq, a predicted model, not a curated record
AUGGCCAAUUUGAUCUGUGCCAUCGACCCGUUAUGCGAGAUAUACGUGGCAAGGGUUGCUGAAGAUGCGUUCGGAAUAAGGCCUGACAGAGUAGCAAAGGCGAUUGAAUGGGCCAGAAGUAAUGACGUCGAUAUCAUCUCGAUGAGUUUCGUCCUCGGCGAAUCGAGCAAGGAGCUUUUUGACGAGAUAAACGCAGCGACCAAUCAGGGCAUCGUCAUGACUUGCAGCACCCACGACGAGGGAUCCAGAGUCGAAAAAGCUUGGCCUGCAAGCUACGAAGGGGAGUCGGUAUCGUUAAUAGUCUUGGCGGCCUGCGACCAUUACGGGAGGGUUCUUCGACACGUGGAGAAGGACAAGUAUCACUACCUCAUACGAGGCCAGAACGUAGCCGCCGGUGCCAUACCCUUCUUGACGUCCGAAGACACCAUCACAGGGAGCUCCGUGUCCACGGCACUUGCCGCCGGAAUUUCCUCCCUGGUCCUUACCUGCGACCGUCUAGCACAUCCAGGGAAGUCAUACAAGGGGGGCGUCGAUGAAGGCAGUCGCUAUUUCAUCGUGAAGAAACACCUUAAUAUGAUGCGAUCAAGUGAAAAGACACAGUUCGUGGUCCUGGAAAAGUUCGGCGGAAUUGACUCCCCGCGCAUCGCACCCUCCGACGGCCCCGGGAUACCUUCUGUUCAAUCCGUAUUGGAAGAUAAAUUCGAAAUGCGCCAGCAGAGGUAG